AGAUGUAUACAAAUCACUCCGCCAACCAAUCACCUUCGAGUUGAAAUGGAAAUAGGAACCAAAGGACCAUCACCUCCACCAACUGAUCAUCCAUCUCCACCAACUGAUCAUCCACCUCCACCAACCGAUCAUCCACCUCCACCAACUGAUCAUCCACCUCCACCAACUGAUCAUCCACCUCCACCAACAGAUCAUCCUCCCGAUGAUUUGAAUCGAGUAAAUGAAGCACAAAGAUGUAUACAGAUCACUCCGCCAACCAAUCACCUUCGAGUUGAAAUGGAAAUAGGAACCAAAGGACCAUCACCUCCACCAGCUGAUCAUCCACCUCCACCAACUGAUCAUCCACCUCCACCAACUGAUCAUCCACCUCCACCAACUGAUCAUCCACCUCCACCAACUGAUCAUCCACCUCCACCAACUGAUCAUCCACCUCCACCAACAGAUCAUCCACCUCCACCAACCGAUCAUCCACCUCCACCAACUAAUCAUCCACCUCCACCAACUGAUCAUCCACCUCCACCAACAGAUCAUCCUCCCGAUGAUUUGAAUCGAGUAAAUGAAGGUAUAUCUCCUAAAGGUGUUGAGCGGGGCAGACGAGAUGGGAAUGGGGAUACAGAUACUUACGAAACUAUAAAUGAUGAUAUUCCAUUGCCUUCUAACUGGAUGACGUUUUUGAAAAAUAGACAAAACAAGCAUAUGCUCUGUCGUGUCAAUGCUGAUUCCUUGGAAGAGCAGCAUUGUAAAGCUUUAGGUAUAGUUAGAAAAGCUUCAUGGAAAGAUAAAGGUGUUGACAAAAACACAGGCUAUAAUGCCGAUGAUGAUGAGGAGGAGGAGGAGGAUGAUGAAGAUGAUAUUGAUGACAGGGAGGAUGAUAUUGAUGACAGGGAAGAUGAUGACAUUGAUGAUUAUAUUUCCGAAGACAUGUGUACUAUAUUUAGUACUGAUCAUAACAAUGAUAAAGUCAUGAACGUCUUAACAGAAUCAGAUAGCUCUGAAACUGAAUUUUUCUGA
Lytechinus pictus (painted urchin) is the source of this 1011-nucleotide messenger RNA. RefSeq lists its product as uncharacterized. Lineage: Eukaryota; Metazoa; Echinodermata; Echinoidea; Temnopleuroida; Toxopneustidae. The record is from RefSeq and is a predicted model, not a curated record. Bases 46 to 1011 code for a protein of 321 amino acids. The transcript has 5 exons.